AUGCGGAAGCACCGGGUGAAGCGCAAGAUGCAGCUCCAAGACCUCCGAGCGCAGACGCAGGCGCUGCAGCUUCAACUGCGCGCGCUAGACGAGCGCCGAAGCCUCCAGCAUCUCUUGAGCCCACCAGGGCCGUGGUACCAUCUCAUGCUCUCGGAGAAGCUGCGUUGCCGCGAGGCCCACGCAGAGAACGACCGGUUGAGGAACCUCGUGCAGCAGCACUUGGAACUCUCGAAGUCCUUGUCAAGCAUCUUUGAGCAGCCAAUUCUCCGCACGGCAUUUGCGUCGCCCCGCCGCCUCACGUUAGAGUUCGACCGCCGGGUCCCCGCCAUGCACGCGAUACUCGACGCGACCUUCCAAAAACUCUCGGGCGCCUUCGUGGAAGCCCGCUUGAUUGACGCGACCGAGACAGCGCAUCGCCACACAACCCAGCGCACGGCGACGGGCGAUGUCGAGUUUCACACGAUCGUGUUCCACGAUACGCGCCACGACCUCGCCACCGCGAUCGAAGGGGCCUGGCGACUGCACAAAGGAGCCCUCGUGCUCGACAGCCUCGAUCACCUCUGCCGCAGCGUCGACGAAGUGGACAACUGCGUGACCUACCUCACAGGCUGGAUGGACUUGCCCGGCGUCGGCCAUUUCCAGCGCCGCGUACUUUGCAAGCGCUAUGCGCCGUCGCCGACGACGCGCGUGAUUGUAUGUCAGAGCGUCGAGGCAGACGAUGCGAAGCCCUUUGACCCGUCGAGCCCGAUCCUAACGGAGGAAUCCUGGCUGCUCUUUGAAAUGAAUGGAACGGGCGGUACAAAUGUCAAGUUUUUCCAGAAGCAGCGACCGCUCUGCGGUAAUGUUGUCGGCGAAUGGGUCGCAGCGCUCGCGAAGCGCACUCAGGCCUACCAAGACGCGGUCCAUGGCUACAUGCGCCAGCUCGAGCCGCCCCCUACAGCAAGUAUCGUCUCAUAA
This is a messenger RNA of Saprolegnia parasitica CBS 223.65, 957 nucleotides long. RefSeq lists its product as hypothetical. NCBI's taxonomy places the organism in Eukaryota, Oomycota, Saprolegniomycetes, Saprolegniales, Saprolegniaceae. Bases 1 to 957 code for a protein of 318 amino acids. The transcript has a single exon. The record is from RefSeq and is a predicted model, not a curated record.